AUGUAGACACAAAAGAGGGGCAAUCAGGGGAAGUGGAGACCGCUGGGAGAACAAGACAGAAAUUUUUAAAAAAUGCCACCUGGACAGUCCUGUGACAAAACCAUGACGUCAGCGUUGCCAGCGUGGAACGAAGGCACGUCGCACGUCAGGUCCAGGAAGUAAACUCUCCGGUUCAGUCUGCAGGAAACUAAAAGAAGUCGGAGCAGUAAAUACGUGUCCAAUUCAACAUUUCAGCACGCAGCUCUCCAGACCGGACACUGCGGCGUGACAUAGCUACAGAUUUUCUGCAUCCGUUUGUCCGGGGUGCACAGCCGGCCAGCCUGUCAGCUGAGUAGUGAAGCGAGCACUCGCAUAUCAAAGAAUAUGGUGGACUCCACGUUGGAUCAAGUGGGAAAAAAUCUGAGUGAAGCCAUGAGGUUCCUGGGAGAGGAACAGAGAGAGCCGGAGGCAGCAACAGAGAGACAGCAUUUCAGCAGAAGCUGCAUCCCUGGACCCCUUCAGGGAGAUGGUCAGGAUGUUGCCACUGUACUGCGCCUGGUUCAUAACCUUAUUCAUGAAGAGGAGGAUGAAGAGGAUAAACCCAGUCAGAAGAUGCAGAAUGUGGGUGAACACGGUCAGAUGGCAUUGCUGGGUCACAGCCUGGCAGCCUACAUCUCAAUGAUGGACAAAGAACAACUGCGAAAGCUGACCACUCGGAUCCAGUCUGACACCACCCUGUGGCUCUGCAGGCUCUUCAGGUAUGAGAAUGGGUCUACCUGCUUUCAUGAGGAUGACAGGGAUGGCCUUGUAAAAGUGUGCCGGCUCGUUAUCAACGCUCGCUAUGAAGAAUAUGCCACUGAGGGUUAUGUGGUCCUAAACACCAGGCAGCCAGUCAUCUAUCAGAGUGCCUCCUGCAGGCCUGGUCUCGGACAGCAUCUGUGCAGCCAGCUUGGCCUGCCUCUCUCCAGUUUGUGCACAGUGCCAUGCAACACCCUCUUUGGAUCCCAACACCAAAUGGAUGUUGCCCUGUUGGAAAAACUCAUCAAAGAGGACAUAAAUGCAGGGAAGCUUCCUUUGUUGCUGAUUGCCAAUGCAGGUACCCCUGGAGCAGGGCACACAGACAAGUUAGGUCGACUGAAGGAACUGUGUGAUCAGUACAACAUGUGGCUUCAUGUAGAGGGGGUUAAUCUGGCAACCCUAGCACUGGGUCAGGUCACCUCUUCUAUCAUGGCAGCCACCAGAAGUGACAGUAUGACACUGACACCAGGUCCGUGGCUAGGACUGCCGGCUGUGACUGCCGUCACCCUCUACAGACAUGAAGACCCUGCACUGUCCCUGGCAGCAGGUUUAACUUCCAGCCACCCUGUGGAGAAGCUACGGGCACUGCCUCUCUGGCUGUCCCUACAGUACCUUGGUCACAAUGGAAUUGUUCAGAAGAUAAAACACGCUACUACUCUGAGCCAGCUGUUCCUUCAGAAAGUACAAUCUCUAACCUGUAUCAAAACAUUGGUUGAGGAUGAAUCAGACUCUCCUGUGGUGCUAUUCAAAUUUAACCAAGAAGAAAGUACUGCAUCCAGUGAGAGUUUCUGUGCUGGAGAAAAAGAGGUCCUUGAUGCCUUCAACAGAUGGCUGGGUGAAGAGCUGGCUGAACUUGUUCCCACCAGUGGAAUAGAUGUGGUGGAGCUUGAAGACGAGGCCACCUGCGUACGCUUCAGUCCCCUCCUGACAGCUGCAGUUCUGGGGACCCGGGAAGAGGAUGUUGAGUCCAUUGUGGAGAAAAUGACAGAGCUGGUAUUUGUAAUGAGCUCCACAAUGUCCCUCAGAGAAGACUUCAGAGAGGAAACACACAAACGUUCACCCUCACUCAGAUACAUAAACGAGUUCGCCUGGCCUGGACUGGGAGUUGUCCGGUAUGAGAUGCAGGCUAAUGGAAUGGAUGAGAACAGGAAGAAGCAGGAGCAGGAGAAAAUUAACACUGAGCUACUCAAGAAACUGCAAGACCUUGACACUGACAUCCUGUUUUCCACUGGCCCUGAGUUCGUGACAGAGCAGGGCUGCAUUUUUGUGGGAAUGGUGACAGAUGAUGUUGAUGUUUCAGACCUGGUGGAUACAAUAGCUGCCCUGGGCAGGGACAUAGAGGAGAACGGGAAGUUGCUGCAGAACAUGACAGAGGUGGUGAGGAAAGGCAUCCUGGAGGCAGAGCUGCAGCUGCAAAAGGCUAAUGAGGAGAAACUCGUGGAGGAGGGAAUGCUGAGACAGCUUCCUGUGGUUGGCUCUGUGUUAAACUGGUUCUCUCCGAUCCAAAGCUCCAUAAAGGGACGGACAUUCAGUCUUGCAGCAGGUUCUCUGGAUUCCACAGAAGUGACUUACUCCACCAAAGCCCAAGCUGACAGGCCAUCCCUGCAGGACACUCCCAUUUCUUCAUCAAAGAAACUGCCAGGUCAGAAGUUAUUUCGACGUGCAGGCGCGAGCACAGAUUUGACUGAAACCAGCUGCACACAGGCUGAGACAACAUUCCAGGAGGAAAAUCCUACUGGGAUCGGCAGCAGCAUCAACCCUCCGAUCUCUCCACCUACACCAGAGAUGCCACAUCACACCUCAGGCGAUUUGGUACCAGAGAAAAACCUGAAGUCGUCUUCUGAGAUCGAUGACUUGGAAGCCUCAGAAGAGAUGCACCCUGAAGGCCAAGAGGCAGAAGGGAGCACAAGAUAGGAUGACUGUUUCUGCAGGUUUUCUAACCAUCUUAGAGCAACCAGCCUAAAAGAUGCUUUAAAAAAAGUUACUGUGUAAAAUGUAAAUAAAAACAGAAUGC
Messenger RNA from Pundamilia nyererei, 2791 nucleotides. It is a transcript of the gene pdxdc1, whose product is annotated as pyridoxal-dependent decarboxylase domain containing 1. The record is from RefSeq and is a predicted model, not a curated record. Gene Ontology annotation, biological process: carboxylic acid metabolic process. Bases 364 to 2691 code for a protein of 775 amino acids. The transcript is spliced from 24 exons. Gene Ontology annotation, cellular component: intracellular membrane-bounded organelle. Lineage: Eukaryota; Metazoa; Chordata; Actinopteri; Cichliformes; Cichlidae. Gene Ontology annotation, molecular function: pyridoxal phosphate binding; carbon-carbon lyase activity.